UUCUGUACUGGAACCAAUGCAAGAAUAUGCACCUCCAUAACAAAGCCUGUAUGGAGUCCUGAGAGCAGUGGGGAAAAACAGAGGCUGCACAUUUAUGGGUUGCUGUUCAGCGCUAGAAAAAGAUCUUUAAAAAGAAAAAGAGAGAGGGAGGAUCUGAGUUGGAGGUUUAUUUGUUCUGGAGCAACGGGAUAGUUUUGCCAACACGUGUGUAUCCAUGAAAUUUGUGCUCUCCGUUUUUUUGAGUGAGUGAGUGUUUCGCAUCCUGGUGCGGGGCUCUGAGAGUGAGGAGGACUGCGCAUCACCAGAGUUGGUGCCGAAGUUCGGCCGCGAACGGAUGUGAGGGAAGAGUGUACUGAGUAAAAAAAACUCCCCCACUUGUGUUUUGUCUCUCCUGCUUCGGCUGUUGUGUUUGUGCUGAGACAAUAGUGAGUCAAAAAGACGCUGAAAGUGAUUUCAUGCCUUCAGUCUCGCACAACCUGAGAUGGACGUGAGAUUUUAUCCUGCGCCCCCGGCUAAUGUGGGUUCAUGCUCCCUACCGACUGAUCCAAGUUGUCUGAGCUCGUUGGACUAUUACCACUCGAACAAGGCCCGGUACAGUGUGGGUGAACGAGGGGUUAGGCUCCACACUGCCCACCCUCCAGGCAUCAAUCCAGCUAGGAAAAGACUGCCCACUGCUGUGUUUGAUGGUGACAACAUGUACAUGAAUGACAAUAACCAAGAGUUUCGGUCACCAAACCAGAGCUACUCCAGUCAGGGCAGAGGCAGCAGUGGCGGAGGAGCAGGGGAUGAAGACUACGAGAUCCCCCCUAUUACACCCCCAAACCACGCCGACCCUUCUCUGCUGCACCUCAUGGAGCACGAGUCAGGUUACCCCUUCCACUCCCUGCCUCACAACGGCCUGCUCAACACCUACUCCUACCCCGAGCUGCCCGCUCUCAUGAUGUCUAACAUGCUGGGUCAGGACACCCACCUCCUCUCGGGGCCUAUGCACUCAAUAAGCAGUGAGAAGCGGGCCUCUGCAGAAAUGAUGAAGCCCAAACCCAAACCUCAAAAGAAAAAGAAGAAGAAGGACCCCAACGAGCCACAGAAACCUGUGUCGGCCUAUGCGCUUUUCUUCAGAGACACCCAGGCGGCUAUCAAGGGCCAGAAUCCCAACGCCACAUUCGGGGACGUCUCCAAGAUCGUGGCCUCCAUGUGGGACAGCCUAGGAGAGGAACAGAAGCAGGGGUACAAGAGGAAAACUGAGGCGGCUAAGAAAGAGUACCUGAAAGCCUUGGCCGCGUACCGAGCCAGUCUGGUUUCCAAGACAUACAAUGACCCUGAACCAAAAAGUGCCCAGCAGAACAGCCAGCCCUCCCACAUGCUGCCCCCGAAGCAGCCACUGUACAGCGUGCCCCCCCAGCCCUCCUCACCCUACCUGGGCCCGCCGGGCUCCUUCCCCUUGUCAGACCUUCAGAGCUACGCAGGGCCGCCGCGCCACACCCUGGCCCAGACCCUCAGCCAAUCCCAGAUGCUGCCGCCCAGCAUGAGUGCCUCUCCCCCAGCUCCCUUCCAGAUCAGCCCACCUCUGCACCCCCACGCCCAACUCUCCCUGCACCAGAGCUCCCUGCUCAACCAGCCAAUCCGCAUGCAGCAGUCGCAGCCAAUCAUCUCACACCAAAUGGGGCUCCAGGCACCUCUGCAUUCCCCUCCUCUCAGCCAACAGGGAUUCUCCCAUAUUCAGGCUGAUUACCAGAACAGUGUCGGGGGCUCACAGUCUCCAGGGGCCCCUAACCCAGUGCAUGGCCAGAACCCUGACUGGGACAGCGAGUACUGCAACAGGGACUGUGGACCCAACCACUGCGGCAGUGGCAUGGGAGCUCGGGACAAGCCUCUCUACCUCACUUGAAGUUGAAAGACCUCCAAAUGUCAGACUCCAGGGAGCUUUCCACCAUAACAACAACGCCAUCGAUGUAUCUGCUUCUACACCAUUUCUUUUUUCUUUUUUUUCUUGUGACGGAUUUCAAAAAUCCCAAAGACUGCUACAGUAACUUCACCUAUUUGCCAAGCACUUAGAUCGGCCAGAAGCCUGAGGCACUUCUCUUGCUUUUCUUUUUUCCCUUAUCGGUGAACUUUUUCCGUUUUUGUUUUUUUUGCGGAGGCACUGAGCUUUAAGCUCAUGCCAACAUACUGGAAAUGAAGACCAAAAAAAAUUGUCUUCUCAUUCUGUUUUGAAUUUUUUAAAGAUGCUCUCUCUCUUCUUCACUCCAUUACUCUGUGUUUGCCAUGGACUGCCCUCAUUGGGGAGAUGAAAUGCUCUAAGCAUACUCAAAGCUAGGGGUCUUGGUUAGAAAAGCUAAUGCAGGCAACUAGAAUAUAGUCACCUCAGCAGGGGUGGAUGUACUUCAGGACAGACUGAAACACCCCGGCUGAGUCAAAGCAAAGCGAAAUUAUAAUGAAGAUAGUCACAUACACUUAAGACAUUUGUAAAUCAUCCUCGCCCCUAGUAAAGGACUCUUUUCCUUUCUUUCUCACAGAGUGAUUGUAAAUAUCACCAAAAUGGAUCCCUCUUAUGUGUGUAUUUAGCUGCAGUCCCUUGCUUUCUUUCUUUUUCCCAAAAAAACAUUAUUUUCAUUUGGUUAUGUGAUUUUAGUGCAGGCGGAUUCAGUGAGGGAAUACACACACUAAAAGUUGUGUUGAAACUGUGUUCACUGGUCUUGUUUCUCUCCACACGAGAGAGAAACGCAACGACUGUAAAACGCUCCAUUUCCUCCUUAACUGGUGGAGCUCUGAUAGAGAGUGCGACUCUCUUCACUUGGCCUCAGGACGUUACAGAACUGUAGAGGUCAAAGGUUGAUACCUCUCCUUUUAGCUCCUCCUCCUCUCGGUCAAUAAGGGCCGCCCCCACCUGUAACCCCGCCCACCUGCCCUUAGUCCUGACACCACUUGUACAGGUGAAAAAAAAAGUUGCUAAAUGUGAAAUGUUACUAAAGAAAAAAAAACAUAACAGUGGGUUUUAAAGUUUUUGACUAGUUUUAUUAGGUGUUUUAGAAUUGUGUUGAACUCAUCUUUAUAAUUUUUUGUGAAGAAAAAAAAAUUCUGAAGAUAUUUUGUUUUUUCACUGUAGCAGGAUUUGCGUUUUGGAGGAACAGUCAUGGGGGUAGAUAUUUUAAGUUUGUGUAUAAACCUGCCAAAUGUACUUCUUUAAUUUGUAAAGCCAGUAAUGAGAGAACCCAUUUUGUUUUGUUGAAUAUCAUGUUUUACAAUAUGGUCAUUCUAUUUAAUUUGGUUGCAGGUUUCACAUCUAUUUAUGAAUGAUAUGAAGUAACAUUUUGGCUUAUUU
Molecule: messenger RNA, 3322 nt
Organism: Centropristis striata (black sea bass)
Lineage: Eukaryota; Metazoa; Chordata; Actinopteri; Perciformes; Serranidae
Product: TOX high mobility group box family member 2-like
Exons: 9
Coding region: 482-1888 (468 amino acids)
Biological process (GO): regulation of transcription by RNA polymerase II
Cellular component (GO): nucleus
Molecular function (GO): chromatin DNA binding
Source: RefSeq, a predicted model, not a curated record